AUGGAGUUAUCAAAUUCAGAAGGUCAGCAACACAAUGAUCACAAUAUUUCACUAAGUCAAAAAUCCCCUGACGAAAAUGAGAAAUAUUGCAUAGAAUGCAACAAAAAAUUCAACUGCAAAAAUUCCACGUCGGACAUAACCCAAAAAUGUCCGCAGUGCUCCGUCAUACGACCUAACUCACCAGCAUCCACUGCUACAACUCGGAGUUCUGCUCAUUCUAACAAGUCACAUUCGCGUAAAAUUCAAUUACAACUUAAAAGACUUGAAGAAGAGCGAAUAUUUAAUACAGAAUAUCUAAAUAAAAAAUACCAACUUCUUGAGGAAGCCGAAGAUAUAAGUGAUACUUCGUCUAACAAAUCCCGAACAGUACAAAAUUGGCUAAAUAAAGUUCCAGAUCAAGAUGAAACAUCAGAAAUUCUCCCUGAAGAUAGGCAUCUAUCUGCCGCUAAUAAUCAAUGUACCAACACAAAUCAGCAAGCUUCAAGCUUGCCCCACGAGAUUGUUUAUUGUGACAUAUCAGGUCACGCCAAUACGCAAAAUAAACCAAAAACAAACAUGCAAAUAAAUCAUAAUCACCAAACUGCAAAUACUUCAUUCGUGCCCAUUGUCUCCACUGCUUCUGCGAGUACCUUGUCAAUACCAAAUCGUGCAAUGUACACGGCAACUACAAGCGUCUGCCACCCAGAAGUGCAGUCAGGUGUCAUUGAUCAUCUUCCUCAUGUAACCGUAAAUCCACAUUUACCUCGACCUCCACUAAUUCGCAAUGCAAAUUUUCGUCCUUAUCAGCCAACAAUUAUUAAUAAUUCUGCUCCCCACACCUUUUUACAAACUGCUCCAAUUUCUACCACCAUGAAUAUUUCACCUAAUGAGGAUCCAGCUCCACUGAAUCGCAAUACGAAUUUCGCUUCUCAUCAGCCACGUCAGCAGUCAUACAUUAAGGAUUCAGCUCCACAUACGUUCUUACAGAAUGAACCGAUGUCUUCGACUAUGAAUAUUUCUCCUAAUGCCAAUACAGCGACAUCAUUUUGUCCACCUGUAAGUCUGGAACCUCACAACAGGCUACUACAGUCGCACAUAAAUGCUAGGCAAUCCAUGCCGAAGGAAUUGCCACCAUUCUCUGGCAAUCCGGAAGAAUGGCCCACUUUUAUUUCCACUUUGGAAUGGUCAACUGCCGCCUGCAACUUCACUAAUGCGGAAAACUUAAUCCGUCUUCAAAAAUCUCUUAAGGGAGAAGCUCUCCAAAGCGUGCAACAAAUGUUGAUUCAUCCUGCUAAUGUACCAGGAGUAGUUGAGGUACUUCGAUUGCUGUACGGCCAACCUGAAAAAAUUAUCAAUUCAAUAAAAUAUAAAAUAAAAUCGUCGCCAGUAGUUGAUGAAAACAAUCUAAAAACACUUACCACAUUUGCGAUAAAAGUCCGAAGCCUAAUUUCCACCAUCACCGCCAGCAAUUUGUAUGAUGAAAUAAAUAAUUCAUCUCUUCUCUUUGAUUUGAUACAAAAGCUCCCCCCUUCGUAUCAAAUGCAAUGGGCAAAUUACAAAAUGCAGUUGAUGAACCAAAACAAAAAUCCAAAUUUAUCUGAAUUUGACAAAUGGAUAUUCAGCAUUGGCAUCACUGCCAGUAGUAUAGCAGUUGAACCUCACUGUUCGAAAACAACAACAAACCAUAAAGACAAAAUAUCAGCAAAUAACAAAAAAGCAUACAAAAAAGAUUACGUUUAUACUCAUAGCGAUGAACGUAAAUGUGUUGUAUGCAACAACAACUGCAAAGCAGUAGCUAGCUGUCAAACAUUCCUCUCACUCGAUCGUGGAGAGAAAUGGAAUGUGGUGAAAAGGAACAAACUUUGCAAGUUUUGUUUGUGUAAGCACAACGAUGAGUGCAGAAAGAAGAAGAAAUGUGGUAAAGAGGGGUGCGAAUAUUUUCACCACUCGUCAUUACAUCGAUAUUCACAACCUGCAAAUGAACAUAAUGAAAUGUCAAAUGACAAUGUAAACAAUUUGCAUAUAGAAGAAGUAGUAAACAACUCACAUAGUGCUGAAAUAAAAAAUAUUUUGUUCAAAAUAAUUCCUGUAAAAAUAUAUGGAAAAGAUAAAAGCAUAAACACAUAUGCUUUCAUAGAUGACGGAUCUUCAAUCAGUUUAAUGGACGAGUCGUUAGUGAACCAAUUGGAUGUGGAGGGCAUUUCCAACCCCCUCUGCCUUCGGUGGACUGGAGGUGGAAAUGGAAAGCGCUUCAACAUGAAUGUUUUUACUGUAAAUUCGCUAAAUUUACCAUCCCAAUCGCUGGAUUAUAGAGUUAUGGCGCAAAAUUAUCGCCACUUGCGAAAUCUUCCUGUGAAAAGUUAUAGUAAUGCUGUGCCAAUGUUGUUAAUUGGAUUGAAUCAUUUCGACCUAGGAAUUCAUAAUAAAGUCCGUGAGGGAUCCCCGUAUGAGCCCGUUGCUGUACGAACACAACUUGGAUGGCUAAUAUACGGCACAGUCGCAGAGAACAAGAACUCAGGUAAGCACUUUAAUUAUCAUAUAUGUGAGUGUUCUGCGAGUGAUAAUGAUUUAGACAAGUUGGUCAGAAGCUAUUAUGCUCUUGAUAGCGUGGGGAUUAGCAUAAAAGACCCUCUUAUUGCUGAAAGCGAACAACGCGCGUUGCAUCUAUUAGAUAACUUUACAAAACGAAAUGCCAAUGGUAACUAUAUAGUUCCAUUAUUAUGGAAAUUCGAUUUAGUAAAAUUGCCUGACAGUUAUGAUAUGGCCUUCAAACGCCUUGUUUGCUUAGAGCGAAAAUUAAAGCAAAAUGACGAGCUUUUCAACACAUUUAAAGAAACAUUGUCAAAAUACCUAUCUAAGGGCUACAUAAGAAAAUUGAAAGAAAAUGAAAUUGAUCGAGCCGAUGGAAGAGUUUGGUAUCUACCAAUUUUCGCUGUCUUUAAUAGAAACAAACCCGGUAAAUCGCGCGUAGUUUGGGAUGCAGCAGCAAAAUCAAAUGGAUCAUCUUUAAAUUCAUUUCUUUUAAAAGGACCUGACUUUCUAGCUUCAUUACCAUCAAUUCUUUUUAAAUUUCGGCAAAAAUCUGUGGCUAUAUGUGGAGACAUUGAGGAGAUGUUCCACCAAAUUUAUAUACGGCGUGAAGAUCGCGACGUACAAAGAUUUUUGUGGCGAGAGUGUAUGCAGGAGAAAAUUCCCGAAAUAUACGUAAUGGAUGUAAUGAUAUUCGGUGCCACAUGUGCUCCAAGCAUUUCACAGUAUGUGAAAAAUCAUAAUGCAGCUCAAUUUAAAAGACAAUUUCCUACUGCAUCCAAAUCAAUAAUAGAAAAUCAUUAUGUAGACGAUCUUCUGGAUUCCGUGGAUACUGCUCAGGAGGCUAUUCAAUUAAUUACCGAAGUGUCAUAUAUUCACCGCCAAGCCGGUUUUAAUAUUCGUAAUUGGAUCUGUAACAACCAAUUUGUAAUGGAUUCUCUUCCUACAAUCGAAGCACAGAACGUUAAAUGCCUAAAUUUCAAAGAAAACCAACAGAUUGAGAAGGUUUUGGGAGUAUUUUGGGAAUAUUUGGAGGAUGUAAUAACAUUCAAAAUUUCUAACUGGCUUAUGGAAAGCGAUAUAUUUUCGAAUAAAAAAUCUCCCACUAAAAGGCAAAUGCUAAGAUUAGUUAUGUCUAUUUACGACCCGCUCGGUCUCAUCGGACACAUUAUAAUGUAUGUAAAGAUUCUUAUGCAAGAAGUUUGGAGGGCCAAAAUAGAGUGGGACGAAUCGAUUCCCCUUGAAUUGAACCGAAAGUGGAUCCAAUGGGUCAAUAUUUUACCCGAAAUACAAAAUAUUAAAAUUCCCCGUUGUUAUUUAAGAUCUUUUGAUACCCAUACAGAUACAGAGGUGCAACUGCAUACCUUUGUCGACGCAAGCAAAGAUGGUUAUGCAGCCGUCUGCUAUUUCAGAUUGAAAAAGAAUGAUACAAUCGUUUGCUCCAUUGUGGGGUCGAAAACCAGGGUAGCACCUAUUAAGAUUACAUCUGUGCCACGUCUUGAACUUAUGGCCGCCCUUAUAGGUUCUCGUUUUGCCAAAUUUGUAAUGGAAAAUCAUGAUAUUAAAAUAUCUAAAAAAUAUUAUUGGUCUGAUUCAAAAACAGUGCUAAGCUGGAUCAAUUCUGAUGCCAGAAAAUAUAAUCAGUUUGUGGCUUUUCGAGUCACAGAGAUUUUAGAGUUGUCUUCGCUCAAUGAAUGGAAGUGGGUCCCAAGCAAGCAAAACGUAGCUGACGAUGCUACAAAAUGGUCGAAGAUACCUGUAAUUUCUAUAGAUAGUAGAUGGUUUAACGGUCCAGAUUUUUUACAUUUGCCUGAGGAGGAGUGGCCUAAAACAAGUGCUCAUCCUGAGCCAACGGAAGUAGAACGAGUACAUCAUUCUUUUAAAAUUACAACAUUAUAUACAACCUUUGAUGUACUCAGAUUUUCGAAAUGGGUCCGCCUUUUAAGGACGGCUGCAUAUGUACUACGAUUUAUUAACAAUUGUCGCAGAAUUAAGAAACAAACUCAUGAAUUAACUCAAGAGGAGCUAAAACGAGCAGAAACAAUUUUAUAUAGGCAGGCUCAAAGUGAAACAUAUUCCGCAGAAAUAUCACAACUUAUGUCGAAAGCCUCUAUACACAAAUCCAGCGAUAUUUAUUGCAAAUCACCGUAUCUGGAAGAUGGCGUUUUACGUGUGUAUGGAAGAAUUGAUGAAGCAGAUGUGCCUUGGGAACAAAAACGCCCUAUUAUCUUACCUCGAGAAUGUCAUAUAACAAAACUGAUAUUGUUACACUAUCAUGAGAAAUUUCACCAUAUGAAUCAUGAGACAGCCAUCAAUGAAAUCAGACAAAAAUUCUCGAUUUCCAGACUACGUACGACAUUUAAAACAAUAACACGAUCCUGUCAAAUGUGUAAAAUCCACAAAGCUAUUCCACAAAGUCCACAAAUGGCAAAAUUGCCUAGAGCACGACUGGCUUCAUUCGGUGCACCAUUUUCUUUUACCGGAAUAGAUUUCUUUGGUCCCAUAUUGGUCACCGUCAAUCGUCACAAGGAAAAAAGAUAUGGAUGUCUGUUUACAUGUUUGACCAUACGAGCAAUUCACAUCGAGGUUGCAUAUUCGCUGACAACAAGUUCAUGUAUUCUAGCCAUUCGAAAUUUUAUGGCACGAAGAGGAAUUCCACUUGAAUUCUAUAGUGACAAUGGCACAAAUUUUGUUGGCGCAGAGAGAGAGUUACGUGAGGCGGUAACUGAGGUAGAUAAAGAUGAGUUAGUAAAAACUUUCACUAGUACUACGACAAAAUGGAAUUUUAAUCCUCCUGCCUCACCUCACAUGGGAGGUGCGUGGGAGCGGCUUGUACGAUCAAUUAAAACUAUUUUAUAUAAAAUUAUACCAGCAAGGUGUCCUAGUGAUGAGCUCCUAUUAAGUACCUUAAUAGAAGUUGAAAAUAUCGUAAAUUCUAGGCCUCUUGCUUAUGUUCCUGUGGACGACGAAACGUCAGAGGCUUUAACUCCAAAUCACUUCCUAGUGGGAAGUUCAAGUGGGUUAAAACCGAUAUCAGUUUGCAGCGACAGUGGCAUAUUAUUAAAGCAAAAUUGGCUGCUUUCACAACAAUAUGCAAACAUAUUUUGGAAAAAGUGGUUAGCUGAAUUCUUGCCUUCGUUAACUUGUAGGUCGAAAUGGUACGAAAAAUCUAAACCAUUAUGUCAGGGGGACUUAGUGAUUAUUGUUGAUCCUUCUCUACCUCGAAAUGUUUGGCUGCGUGGUAAAGUACUUCAAACGAGAUUGGCAAGUGAUGGACAGGUCCGUAGUGCAAAAGUGCUCACACAACGAGGUAUCAUGGAUCGGCCUGUAACUAAAUUGGCAAUUUUGGACGUAGCCCCUCAACGAGAGUCUGGCAGCGGAAAGGUUCCUUGCCAUACUGCGGGGGGAAUGUUAGCGGCACUCCCAAAAUCUCAUUGAUUUGUAAACGAUCUUGCAACACUGUUGCUUAUGAAAUAAUAAUUUUUGGAAUGUCAAUUUAUUGUAAAUAUUUAACGAAACUUAGAAAAAAUGUCAAGUAGCGUCCCUGAGUACCGCCAUUUUCUGUCCUGAAUAAAUACCAAUAAGUUGGAUAAUACGCUGUGCUCAGGAACUGAUUUUUUGAACUAUUUUAAAAGUUUUUGUGGUUUCAUACCAAAAAGUAUGGCUUGUUUUAUAUUUACUAUUUUAUAGUUUUUUAAUUCCUAAUUUUUUUUUGUAAUUUAGGAAUUUUAAUAGAAAUACAUUUUGUGAAAUAAAUCAACUUUUAUGGAACAAGUUGUAUUUUAUUCAAAAUCCCAGUGGA
Molecule: messenger RNA, 6310 nt
Organism: Musca domestica (house fly)
Lineage: Eukaryota; Metazoa; Arthropoda; Insecta; Diptera; Muscidae
Exons: 2
Coding region: 1-5946 (1981 amino acids)
Biological process (GO): DNA integration
Molecular function (GO): nucleic acid binding
Source: RefSeq, a predicted model, not a curated record